This is a messenger RNA of Dentiscutata erythropus, 1482 nucleotides long. The record is from the annotation of a GenBank genome assembly. NCBI's taxonomy places the organism in Eukaryota, Fungi, Glomeromycota, Glomeromycetes, Diversisporales, Gigasporaceae.
CGUGCUUGCCCCCCUGUUUAUCCUAUCCGUAUUAACAUAAUUCCCGGUUCUAUCUACAUAGCGAAUGUGACUGCGCAUACUACCGGAGAAUUAUUAGUAGAAACAUUAAAAAAUUAUGUUGGAAAUGAAUCAUCUUAUAAACUAAUAUAUCAUAAUAAAGAAAUAUUAAAUUCGGAAACGCUUGAAGAUAUUGGAGUAAGGGAGGGUGGUUUAAUAGAAGUAAAACAUGAUAUUGAUGAAAAUCAAACAGACAAAAAUAUAUUAGAAGGAUCUUUAAUAGAUCUUUCGGAAAAUAAUUUUUUAAUCUUUGUUAAAACGCAGACAGGUCAAACUAUAGAUUUAUACGUAACAGAGAAUGAUACCAUCUAUAUAAUUAAGUUAAAAAUUCAAGAUAAAGAAGGUUUUCCUGCUGAUAAAGGACGUAUUAUCUUUGCUGGUAAAGAAUUAAAAGAUGAACAUACUUUAGAGUAUUAUAAUAUCAAAAAUGAAGAUUCUUUACAUCUUGUGGUUAAAAGUCGUUCCGGAGUGUUUCAUGUGACCAGUGGUCGCAGUGACUUUGACGUAUUACCACCGCUUACGAAAUAUAUGCAAACGCCUGAAGAACGUUUACAAGAUGAAAUUAACACUGGUAUUUCCUGUAAUUUUUGUGGCAGAUUUGAAUGGGAAGGUGCAAGAUAUAAAUGUUCAAUAUGUCCAGAUUAUGAUUUAUGUAACGAUUGUAUCAUAAUGUCCAAUUUGCUUCAUGACGGACAACAUGAUUUUCAAUUCAUAAAUCCCUUGAAUAAUGAAGAUACAUCACAAGACAUUUCUAAAGAUUCCACUUCUACAAUAACAAUUUUUCCAAUACUCCCAACAAAAAAAGAUUUAUUAACUUUAUUACGUGAGGAGGAAAAGCGAAGGAUUUUAUCUGAAAAAAUUCAGCAACAAUAUUAUAAUGCUGGAAGUGAUCCUAGAGAUAUCAGGGAUUGGAUUGAUAUUACCGAUCAGAUGCAAUAUGAUUUGGUUAGAGAAUUUGGCUACUCUGAUGAAGCAGUGCAAUUAUUACGGCAUGCUUCACAACUUUAUAAAGAUGAUCCUGUAUUCAGCAAUACUCAAGUAUAUGUUCGAAAUAACAUCGCUCGCAUUGGUAAUCUUACCGAAGGGAUGCGUGCACCCGAUUGCUCACUGGUUUCCUUAGAAUCAUCACAAGCGACGACAAUUCCUUUAAUUCCCUUGCAUACACUUAUUCGACCGGGAAAACCACUUGUUAUUCUUAGCGGAUCAUAUACUUGUCCUUUAUUUAGAUCUAUAUCUCACGUACUUAAUGACAUAUAUAAGAAAUAUAGAUCACAUGUAGAUUUCUACAUGAUUCAAAUUCGAGAAGCACAUGCAAGUAAUGUUUGGCCUAUUGGAAAUAUCGUAGCCGUUAAUGAACAUCAAACAUUAGCAGAUCGAUUAGCUGCUGCGCGUGAAAUGGUCAGAUCAACUCAGCUUGAAAUUCCA